Messenger RNA from Stomoxys calcitrans (stable fly), 2345 nucleotides. RefSeq names its product skin secretory protein xP2-like. NCBI's taxonomy places the organism in Eukaryota, Metazoa, Arthropoda, Insecta, Diptera, Muscidae. The transcript is spliced from 2 exons. Bases 46 to 1203 code for a protein of 385 amino acids. The record is from RefSeq and is a predicted model, not a curated record.
GGCUAAUUGCUUUAACCUCAUCGAAAAGGAUCAAAAGCACUCACCAUGAAAUUAAUGCGAACAGCAUUUCUGCUCGCUACACUCCUUCUGGUAGCCCAAACACAUGCCGAAGAAGAAAAGCAACUAGCCGGAGCUGAGGAUAAAAAGGUUGAGGCCAAAGCUGAUGAGGGUAAAAAAUCCUCAGAUGCCGAUGGUGGCGAAACAGUCAAAACCAAACGUGGCCUCCAUCAUUUUGAAGAUUAUCAUCAUCAUCAUCACUAUCCAAUUCAUGAGCAAAAAACUUUGACCAUUGUCAAGAAGAUACCCUAUCCAGUGCCUGUGGAGAAACAUGUCCAUGUGCCCGUAGAGAAACAUGUUCCCGUGCCCGUAGAGGUGAAAGUGCCCAAACCCUAUCCCGUGGUUAAGCAUGUGCCCUAUGAGGUUAAGGAAAUUGUCAAAGUGCCCCAUGAAAUACCAGCUCCAUAUCCUGUAGAAAAGAAAAUCCCUGUACCAGUACAUGUUCCAUAUGAUCGUCCAGUCCCAGUUAAGGUAUACGUUCCAGCACCAUAUCCUGUAGAGAAAAAAGUACAUGUGCCCGUCAAGGUGCAUGUGCCUGCACCAUAUCCCGUAGAGAAGAAGGUGCCUUAUCCCGUUAAGGUGGAGGUACAUGUCGAUAAGCCAUAUCCAGUAGAAAAGAUUGUACACUACCCCGUAAAGGUGCCCGUAGAGAAGCCUGUACCCUAUCAUGUGGACAAACCAGUACCUUAUCAUGUUGAAAAACCAGUACCUGUACCCGUUAUCAAGAAAGUACCCGUCCCUGUACAUGUGCCCUAUGACAGACCAGUGCCAGUGCAUGUAGAGAAACCAGUGCCCUAUGAGGUUAAGGUUCAUGUGCCCGCCCCCUACCCCGUUGUCAAGGAAAUCCCAGUUAAAGUAGAGAAAAAUGUGCCCUACCCUGUGCAUGUGCCCUAUGAGAAACCAGUGCCAGUACACUUGGAAAAACAUGUGCCCGAAUACCAUGAGAAACACAUCUCCUACAAAGAACCCGAAUUCAUUCACAAGAAAAUCGAGGAGCAUCACCAUCAGCCCAUACAUCACAUCGAAAGCGGCCAUCAUCACGAAGUGGCCAUACAUGAGGAACACGAGGUGGAUUUUGGUCAUAGUUAUGGUGGUGGCUAUGGCCAUGGUGGUUAUGGUCAUGGUGGCUAUGGCCAUCACUUCUAGACCGACCUACCUUACUACCUAAGCUAAGCACCCUAUGAUUCUAAUGAGAGUUUUCUUUUUUCUUCUCUUUUUUCGUUUUGUUUUCCACAGCAUCACUAAGAAGAACCAUCUGAGCCGAUCUCCCCAUCCCCACUGUAAAUAGCUUAAAAAAAAUAAUCAAAAGGAGUGAGAGAGACAGCUUCAGAGUGAUUCCAGUGAUUUGGUUAACUUAUGAGAGUAAAGUGAACUGAGAGAGAGAGAGAGAGAAAGAGAGACCUAGUACUGAACCCAAAAUAACGGACUUUUGUUGCCUGGCUUUAAUGAAUACGAUUUCAAUGUAACGGAUUUGACGAACACUAACGGUGAAAAAAAAACCAACAAACGUGAUAUUGGCCUCAAAUAACGGACUUAGAUUUUAUUAAAAACCCCCCACAGCAAACAGAGUAGUGAGAGAGAGAGAGAGAAACAGAGCAUAUGGUCUAUUGGCAUAACUCUAAGGGAAGUUUUAAUCUCAAAGAGUCUCUUAGAUAAAAGGAAUGCAGUGAGAGAGAAAGAUGAAAAGAAGGACAAAGACUGACAAGUUUCAAUCUUUCAAAGCUUUCUUUUAGAGAAGAGAGAGAGAGAGUAAAAGAGCAAAGUACAGUUGGCAAAAGAGACUUGGCAUAUGAUCUAUUGGCAUAACUCUAAGGGAAUUUUUUUCAACCAGAGUAAUGAAGAGAGAUCAAAGCUUCCUUAAUCCAAAUUCUACUUCUACUUCUCUUAAUGUCUAAGCACCUAAACCGCAACCUAGAGUUUAAGUAUGAACCAACACACAGAGAUUUUUUUGUAUACAAUUUUUAUUAUAUUUUUUAUGUUUAGUAGUGCAUAAGCCAUCUUUUUUUGUUUUUGUUGUGAAUAACAAAGUGAUUUUUAAGAAAAAUAUUUUUAAGGCAAUGUCAACAUGAGUAGAUUUUUAAGGAUAAUAGUAAUAGCAUUUGGCUCUCUUUUUGCAAGAGCUUUGGAUGCAGCAUAAACAGUCUCAGUAGAAUCUAUCAAUUUCUCAAAUUUCCCCUCUAAGUGCCGUCCAGCCAGCCUGGCGUAGCAAUUUUAGGAAUUUUAUAAACAAAAAAAGAAAACCAUAGUUAAGAUGUUUUUGUUAAAUAUUGAGAUUAAGGCGUUGCAGC